Chilo suppressalis (striped riceborer) is the source of this 2177-nucleotide messenger RNA. The record is from the annotation of a GenBank genome assembly. Lineage: Eukaryota; Metazoa; Arthropoda; Insecta; Lepidoptera; Crambidae.
GUUUAGCGACAUAGUGAGUGACAGCGUUUUGCUUUUUUUAGGUUAGGGAAUUGAAAAUGAUUUUAUAAAAUAAAAUGUUACCAAAAUUAAAGUUUACUUUAGAAAUGGAACUAGUGCUCAUUACUAUUACUACAGUCUUAUGUAGCAUCUUAUUUAUUAAAUUACUUUACAAAUUACAAUAUAUCCUAAUUUGGCGUGUUAAUUGUUGGUUUUGCAAUCAAAAUUUUUGGCUGAAGUAUGUGAAUCGCAAUAGCUGGACAUGUCCAAAAUGCGAGCAGUACAACGGGUUUACUAAGGACGGGGAUUAUAACAAAACAUUGGUGAAUACUUCGGAUCAAUCUAUAAAAUCUCCAAAAGUAUUCCAAAAAAGCCCUCCGAGAAAUGGCCUAUGCAAAAUGUGUAACAUAAACCAACAGCUGAAAGUGGUACAGCUUGCCAAUUUUGUACCUAUGAAUGAAAACAAAUUUGAUGAAGAAGUGGAGUCAUACAAGUCCCAGCUGGAAAAAGCAUACAAGCUGUGUAGUCCUUGUAGAAAAGUGCUGCAGAUGAAAUUACAUAGAGAAAAAGAAACACUUUUGGGUAAAAAACUUUUGGAGAACAGGACACCUGAUAAGAAACAACGAAAACAAGAGAAGAAAAGUCAAGUCUUAAAAGCAAUCAUAAACAAUACUUCUAUGUUUAUUGCUGGUGUGCUUGUCUUAUUUGUGUCCAUGGAAUGCUAUGUGGUUAUAAUGAACCAUAAAAAUGUACCUUGUUAUAUAAGUAAUGUAAAACAAAUAGCAUUAGGCAUUAUUGACAGAAUUGUAUCAAUAAUUAAAAUGAAGAUGAUUUUGACAUUCCCAUCAAUAGAAAAAUAUUUACACUAUUUCAAUGAACUGCAUUUGAUGGGGAAGGUGUCAGAACUGCAUUCCUUAGCUGAUGCAGAAGGAUAUUUCACAUUGACUCAGAAAGCCUUAGGUGGUUUUGUCUGUUUAAUACAGAUAAUAGGACAUAUUUGGAAUAUUAAUAAAUUGAAGUAUACAAUCGUAAUAGACUUACUGUGGUCUGUAUUUGUUAUCACAUCAAUACUGCACCACCCUCAAUCUUUGGAUCCAUUAUAUGUGAGUUUAAUUAAGUUGACAAGUACUUUAUCUGUGUUAUUUGUGUAUAUGAAAAUGAAAAACAGUAACAGAGUUCCUAAAAAGGUAAUGACUUCAAUGAGAAUGAAAAAUUUUAAUAAUGGAACAUUAACAUCAUUAAUUGACGAAGAAGACAAUUUAUCUUUGGAUACUGAUGAUGACGUAUCUCUUAGUAAAUUCGGAUUACAUAAUUUUACUGACUCGUCACAUGAGACAAUUAGCCCACAAAAUCUUCAGAAUGGUAGAUCGUUCACACCACGUAGUGAUAGUUUGUGGAGUAAACCGAAACUUAAUUCGACAUUCUGUGUAAACUCUGUAACUUGCAACAGUCCAAGUUCCAUAUCAGAUAAUGUAUUUAUAAAGCCGUCUUUUAAUAAGUAUCAAAAACUUACUAAAGACGAUUCUGAUUCAGAUUUGGAUGAGAGUAUUAGUACUUUAUGUAUAGGUAGUCCAAAGAAAAACAAGCAUGGUAAUCCGAUGUUCUCUUUAAGAAAAUUUAACGCCACUCCUUGUUUUGUAGCUCCAACACCACUGAAUCGUACUAGACCAUUGAUAUCACCUAGUAAAUUAGGUCACAGUACAUCUUGGGUUGCAGGUGGCUACUGGGGUUCUGAGGGAGAGCGUCCAAUGUUCAACAUUGACGGUAGUCGUUCCUCAAGUCAAAGUUCAGGGUUUGAGUCUCAGGCUUCUAGUUUGAAUCAGCGAAAUAUAUUUUCGCAACCUCCUUCUCGCGAGGAGUCUGUCUGUGGGGAGCCCAUGGCGGUUGACAACUUACGUUGCAACAACCCAACCAGUUUCAGCAAUUAUCAAACUCCGUUGAAUUUCUCUCGCGUUAGUUCACCGGUAUUUCCCCAGAUGCAGUAUAAUAGUCAUGUUCAUAUACCUCAGCCUCGUCUUGCUCAACAUAACAUGAACAUGGUCUCAACAAAAAUAUUUCCACAGCAACAAAUUUAUGUACCAAAUAAUACUUUUAAAACCCCAGGUGGGUCUGGACUGAUCAAAUUGCCUCAAGUGAAUUCAUUUCCUCAGUAAUGUUAACAACAAUUUGGUUGUAUGAUA